AGAGGCAAAGAAAAGGCUGCCAUGGCAACACCAGCGCUUGAGGCUUGAAGAGGGAGGUGAGCUGAAAGAGGUAUGGUUUUUCUUAUGGAAAAAUAUUCCGUUAUUUCAUGAUGGCAUUUGCACCACCAAAAAGCAUAGAUGGUCCCAAAAUGCAGACAAAGAUGAGUACCUGGACACCUCUAAACCAUCAGCUUUUGAAUGACCGGGUAUUUGAAGAAAGAAGAGCUCUGCUUGGAAAAUGGGUGAGCUGGCACUGGAAGAAUUUAACUGAGCUGGAUCAGCUCUGGAUGCUCAAAUGUUUACGAUUUAACUGGUACAUCAAUUUCUCUCCAACUCCCUUUGAGCAGGGUAUAUGGAAGAAGCACUACAUUCAAAUGGUAAAAGAACUUCAUGUUACCAAGCCUAAGACACCUCCAAAAGAUGGGUUUUCCAUUGCCAACGUUCAACCAGUUACAAGCAAUUCUGCAGAGGAAAAGCAGUCCCCUGCAUCAGCUUUCAGGUCCUCUUCCUCUUUGAGAAAGAAAACCCAUCCAGGGGAGAAAGAGCUCCCACCCUGGCGAUCUUCUGACAAGCAUCCAACUGAUAUCAUUCGCUUCAAUUACCUGGACAACUGUGACCCCAUUGAGCAAAUCUGGCAAGGAAGGAGAAAAAGACAUGAAAUGAACCCAGAUUUCAGUCGACAAUCGCAUGAUAAGAAAAAUAAAUUGCAGGACAGAUCUAAGCUAAGGAAAGCACAGUCACUGAUAUGCCUAAGUGCAGAACCCAGCGCUUCUCUCCAAGUUCCCGCUCAUCUUGCCUGGUCUCAUCAAUGGGCAGGGCUCCCGGCCACCAAAGCAGCCACAAAAAUCCUCAUGCAACAUCUUCAAAGGCACUCUGGGCUUCAGGCAUCACCCAGCCAGCCUCCAGAUCCGAAGUCAAUUUAA
This is a messenger RNA of Callorhinus ursinus (northern fur seal), 923 nucleotides long. It is a transcript of the gene FBXO16, whose product is annotated as F-box protein 16. The record is from RefSeq and is a predicted model, not a curated record. Gene Ontology annotation, molecular function: protein binding. NCBI's taxonomy places the organism in Eukaryota, Metazoa, Chordata, Mammalia, Carnivora, Otariidae.